Molecule: messenger RNA, 2156 nt
Organism: Phalaenopsis equestris
Lineage: Eukaryota; Viridiplantae; Streptophyta; Magnoliopsida; Asparagales; Orchidaceae
Product: glutamyl-tRNA(Gln) amidotransferase subunit A
Exons: 14
Coding region: 78-1919 (613 amino acids)
Molecular function (GO): catalytic activity
Source: RefSeq, a predicted model, not a curated record
GUGUGUAAAUGCCGAUAGAGGUUUAAAGUCUCCUCGACUCGAGUGGCUUCGCGGGAAGGCGAAGCUUGCAAACUAUCAUGUGCCGGCUAAAGACAAUCGGAGUGGUGCUCGUCUGUGUCCUGGCGGCGGUGAUCGCCUGCUUCUCUUCCGCUCCGUCGCGAGAACUUACUGCGUUGGUGGAUUCAGCCAGAGAACAUCUCUAUGGAAUGGUUUCCAGAUACCAUAAGUUUUCUAAGGAUAUCAAAGAAAUUCCUCCAUUGGUGGAUUCAAAAGGAAGAGAAAAAGCUUCUGACGUUUCAGCACUCAAGGAUGCCCUUAAGUAUUUUGAUGCCGAUUUUUUCAAUGAAUCGAAAGUGCGUGAAAUAGCUGAGGGUGCAAAAGAGUUCAAUAUACCCGGGUUCAGAGAGAACCGCAAGUUGGUUGCUUCUGUAGACGGAGGGCUACAUAACCCUUCUGUUCUAGUGUUUGGUUCAUCUUGGGGUGUCAGAGAUGGGAGCCAUGAUUCUCCUAAAUUUAAUUAUCCCAAUCUAUCUGGUGUGAAGAGACCAGAAGAGGAGGAGGAUAUUGCUUUCAUGACUAUUCUUGAACUAGGCGCCCUUAUUAAGACUAAACAGAUAACUUCGAGUGAGCUUACAGCCAUUUUCUUAAGGAGGUUGAAGAGAUAUGAUCAAAUCCUGGAAACAGUGAUUACAUAUACUGAGGAAUUAGCAUAUAGUCAAGCAAAGAAGGCGGAUGAGUUACUUGAACAAGGAGUAUAUUUGGGUCCGCUUCAUGGAAUUCCUUAUGGAUUGAAAGAUAUCGCCGCUGUGCCUGGCUAUAAGACAACAUGGGGAUCAAAGUCAUUCAGGAAUCAAGUUAUUGAUACUGAAGCUUGGGUUUAUAGAAGGCUUAAAGAGGCAGGUUCAGUCCUCAUUGCAAAGCUCGUAACUGGAUCAUUGGCCUAUGAUGAUAUCUGGUUCGGAGGAAGGACCAGAAACCCCUGGAACAUUGAGGAAUACUCAACUGGCUCAUCAGCUGGACCUGCUGCCAGUACUUCUGCAGGGCUUGUUCCUUUUGCGAUUGGCUCAGAGACAUGCGGCUCUAUAACUUACCCAUCAGCUCGCUGUGGAAUAACUGCAUUGAGGCCAACCUUUGGGACUGUGGGUCGAAGUGGGGUGAUGUCUUUAUCUGAGAGCUUGGAUAAGCUUGGCCCUUUCUGCCGGAAUGCUGCAGACUGCGCCAUUGUAAUAGAUGUAAUCCGGGGGAAGGACCCAGAGGAUCCAUCAUCUCGACAUGUUCCGCUGGAUGAUCCAUUUUCCGUUGACAUAAAAAAACUCACAGUUGGUUAUCUUGAUGAUGCUGAGAUGGAGGUUGUGCAUGUGCUAUCUUCCAUGGGCGUUGAAGUUGUUCCUUUCAAGCUAAAUUAUAGUGUCAAAUCAGUGCAGCACAUCCUCAAUUUCACUAUGGAUGUGGAAGUAUUGUCACAUUUUGAUAAGUGGCAGCGGAAGGGGCUUGAUCAAGAAUAUGAAGCACAGGACGAGUGGCCGGUUGAGCUAAGGCGUGCUCGAGUGAUCCCCGCUGUAGACUAUUUGCAGGCACAAAGAGCAAGAGGAAAAUUGAUUCGGGAAGUUGAAGAGAACUUCAGAGUGGAUGCAUUUAUAGGAAACGCAACUGACUGGGAAAAAGUUUGCUUGGGGAAUCUUGUGGGUUUGCCAGUUGUGGUUGUUCCGACCGGUUUCAAAAGCAUUGAGAAAGCCCCAAAAGGUGGCACUAACAGAAGAACAACUGUAACGACAGGCAUUUACGCCCCUCCAGACAAAGAUCAUAUUGCUUUAGCCCUCGCAAUGGCAUAUCAGUCUGCCACUAAUCAUCACCUGCAGCGCCCACCCAUUGAUGAUGUUGGGCCAAAUGAUCCGUUUAAAGUUCCAGGUGCGAAUUAGCUGCUUCAUUUUGGUGAAGGAGAAUAAGGCCGCUUUUUGUUUCAGAUUUAUCAGCAAUGGAUAAAAUCUUUAUUCAGGUUUAUUUUCACUGACGGUACAAUAAAGAAAUACUGUGAUGUGAGGCUAAUAAGAUGAAAAUGUCUGCAAUCAUGUUGAGCAGCAGCAGUUCACUUAGGUGCUUUAAGUCUGUAUAAUAAACAUUAUGUUUGGUUUUUUUUGUUGUGUUUUUAUAAUCUU